AUGUCCGGCGCGGAGGCCUUUCUUGCUAUCAGCAUCAUUGUAAACAUCGCGGACCUACUCGACCGCAUCAAUACAAUGUUCGGUAGGGUCAAAAACUUCGGCGGCAGAGCUAGGAAUAUGCCCAAGGCCUUUCGAACUCAGAAAACAAUGCUUCCUCUCUUGGUCGUCACCCUCAACAAGACUAUGAGUCGAAUAAAAGCCGCCAAAGUUGACGAGGAAACGUGCGCGGCACUCUGUCUUAUUAUCACGGAUUUUCGAGAACAACUCGCAGAAUUAAACGCCGUACUGGAAAGAACCUUGCCGCAGGAUGGUGAUAAGUGGUGGAAGAUCAUAUUGAAGGCAUGGUCGAGCGUGCGUCAAGACGAAAAGGUCGAGGCAAUCUCAGCCGCGAUCAAUGCGUAUAUUGGUGCAAUUACCAUGAACUUUACGAAUGACGCGUUAUCGCUCAUGUCGAUGCCAAUGAGUGCUGAUCAGAGGCCUAUUCAACUUACCGAUGCUAUUGGGAGGACACACCUGGUGCCUUUCUUCAUCUCGCAGACGGUUCAGGGUUUAGUCUGUUUCCUCAUGUGGGCGUUGAAAGACUGUCCAGAGGUGGAUUUGAAGAGGAGAAUUGAACUUGGCGAAUUUUGGCUCAUGCCAUGUGAUGGGGAGCAUCUCACAAAAGCAGGUCGAACAAUUAGGGAAGGCCCGGCAAUUUUAGCGGAUACCUGGGAAGGAAAUGCUCAGCCAGGGAAGUCCUUUGUUAUGAUCACGGCGGAUGAUCUUACCCCGGACGAAAGGAGAUUGGUACACGGGACAUGGGAGGUACACCUGCUUGAGUCGCUGCCUGAGAUCUGCAAAGUUACGGGUUGGGAGCUUAUCAAAUCGGGAGAAACCUCAGCCACUGAGAUGACCACCCCCUAA
This is a messenger RNA of Hyaloscypha bicolor E, 903 nucleotides long. RefSeq lists its product as uncharacterized. The coding region runs from base 1 to 903 and encodes 300 amino acids. Lineage: Eukaryota; Fungi; Ascomycota; Leotiomycetes; Helotiales; Hyaloscyphaceae. The record is from RefSeq and is a predicted model, not a curated record. The transcript has 2 exons.